AUUAUCUUUUAGGGCACUGCUGUAAUGGCCAGCCUAUUCGUGCCCCUGCACGGCGGGCCCAUCCACGCCCCGGGCAGCCCAGCACAGGGCGCGGCACCGCCGGGGCUCCGUGCCCCCCGCAGCUCCGGCAUCAGCCCCCCGCGGCUGCGCUCGGUCCCGCCCGCACCAAAGGCUGCAGGGGGUGCCGGGGAGGCUGUGCCCUGCCGCAGGGCGGGGAGCCCACAAACACAGAGCAUUCCCCACCCGCCCCUUGGGCCCUUCUGCCCGGGCUGCGCCCUGUCCCAUACAAGAGCCCGGGGAAGGGGCAGGACCUGGCCGGGGGGCAUGCCAUGGAGGCGGCCGAGGCCACGGCCAAGGCGCUGCGGGCACCCAAGUGCUCCCGCUGCCGCAACCACGGCUUCGUGGUGCCCGUCAAGGGCCACGCCGGGCACUGCCGCUGGAAGCUGUGCCUGUGCGAGAAGUGCUCGCUCAUCUCCGAGCGGCAGAAGAUCAUGGCAGCCCAGAAGGCGCUGAGGCAGCAGGAGACGGAGCUGCCGGGCCGGGCGGGCGCGGAGCCCGUUCCGUCGGGCGAGGGUCCCGGGGCGGCCCGGCAGGACGGAGGGCCCGAGCCCUGCAGCCACGAGAGGAAGAAGGGCACCCAGCCCGACAGCGGCGGCAAGGGCACGGCAGCCUGGGGGCCACCGCCGCCUCCCUUCAGGGACGACGCUUACCCUGCUUUUCCUCCAGAAUACGCCGUCAACCCAGAAUACCUGGAGAGAGAAAUCCCCAAAGUGUACCCUGGGUGUUCUGGGGUGUAUCCUUACCACCCAUUUCCCCUGGGAUUUGCCAUCAAUGAGUCAAGCAGUGGGGAAGCACCAUCACCUCCAGGGAUAUCACUUCAGAGAGGAUUCCGACACAUUCCUAGCAGCUAUGUGCCAGGGAAUGCAGCCACUGUAUCAGUUCCAGAUGGAGCUGGAGACUUCCCUCAAGGAUACUACACUCCUCUGCAUCAGUUCAUCCCAUCAAGUUUUCUAACAGGGAUUCAUUACAUCCCAGCUCCAAUGUCACUGAACAUACUGGCUGAAACAACCAAGGAAGUACAUGCUACUGAAACUGACAGUGAGGAUUCAGGAAUGGUUCAUGAACAUGGCCAAACUCCUUCUUCUCCAGAAUAAACAAGAAGAGACCAAUCUGUACAUUAUAAACAAUAAAUGGGCUGGAGAAGAGCUGAGAGCAGGCAGCACUGUUUGUUUCUGAGUGUUAGUUAAUGAGGGUAGAAUGACACUUAAUCACUAAGCAGUCACAACAGCCAGAAGGGGAUUAGUCCCCUGCCUCACUUUAUGAUCAAUAUUUGAGCUACCAAGCUCACAGCUCUGCCUCCCAAGCACUACAAAGCCCAUGUUCCUAAAAGGUUUUCCAGUGGAUGCAACAAAUGAUUUUGACUCUGAAUUCGUUCCUCUGCUGAGGUUACCCAGACCAUGGUCUCUGAGCCAUGUGCAUUCUGCAGCAUUUUCAUGUUCAUGACAGUAGUCAGAAAGAUGUUGUUUGUAUCAGUUUGCUGUAAAGGAAAUCUGGUUCUGAAUGUUACAGAAGAGUUAAAUGAUGUGGAGCCUGAAGAUUGUGUGAGAGAGGAUGUGGAGACAGCCUGGGUUGCUGAUGCACUUGGCUGCCUAAGAAGGUGACUGAGCAGGGGAAGGGAAGGGCAUGGCAAGAAUGUGUGGAAAGGCCUGGUGCCUCCACAUUGUUCCUGGGUCCUUUAAGGCACCUUCUGUGUACACUGGGGACAAAGUUAUUUGGAAUCCCCUCUUGUCACACAGGCUUUGCAUCUGACAUUUUGAAUAUCCUUGAUGAUUUAUACAUGAUUUCAGUGUUGUUUAACUUUUGUCAGCUGAAACUGAGCAAUGCUGUUUCUAAAGGGCUGCUGUAGACAGCUUUACACCUAUGUACUGGAAGUACACUGUGUGGAGAGAUUUGCCCAGGACAAAACACCAGUUAAAAUAAUAAUUAGUUAAAUCCAUCCAUACUAUGAUUGUCAAUGAUAAUCUUUAAUUAAAAAUGAAUGGUAUAUUCCUCUGCUGUUUUGCCUGGAUUAAUUGGUUUUGUAUCAAGUGGAUCAGUUGUUAAUGUUUGAAUAAUUGGGGUGAGACUUUUGUAUAAUUAAAAAAGAUACAUUAAACUGUUGUUCUGGUUUGAUGUGUGUCUGCAUGUAAUUUUUCUAGCCAAAAGUCAAAAUUACCUGUUACCCUGAACAGCUCUGUGCAACAGACUUGUCUGGAGAGAGAUUAAGACCUCAGUAUUUUUUUCUUACGUCUUUCUGCUUCUGCAGAGGUGAGCACAGUAAAAUAAACAGACUUCUUUUCUGAUAAUUGUAUUAAUAACUCCUUGCUCAAUGCAAGAUGUAAAGAAGUUCUGCUAAGCUGAACAUUUAUCUUUUGUUUAAUGUAGUAGAUGUUCUGCUGGAAUGCUUUGCAGCACAGUGUUUUGGGGCAAAAGUGAAUGUGGCAAAUUUAGAACUGCCAAGAAAAAAACCAGAAAAAGUCACUUAUCUGUAGAAAGAAUUGGAUGUAUAACUUCUAAUACUUUAGAUUUACAAUAGGAUCUUUGCUCCCAGGAC
Oenanthe melanoleuca is the source of this 2593-nucleotide messenger RNA. RefSeq names its product doublesex- and mab-3-related transcription factor B1-like. The record is from RefSeq and is a predicted model, not a curated record. Gene Ontology annotation, cellular component: nucleus. Gene Ontology annotation, molecular function: DNA-binding transcription factor activity, RNA polymerase II-specific; RNA polymerase II cis-regulatory region sequence-specific DNA binding. Gene Ontology annotation, biological process: germ cell development; sex differentiation; regulation of transcription by RNA polymerase II. Bases 330 to 1154 code for a protein of 274 amino acids. The transcript has 4 exons. NCBI's taxonomy places the organism in Eukaryota, Metazoa, Chordata, Aves, Passeriformes, Muscicapidae.